AAACUUCCCAUUUGACUACCGUGUGUCACUACUACUCACUUGUCGUCUAAAAAUUCUAAUGAUAAGAUGUCAUUUUUUGUAGGUAGAUCAUAUAAAAAUUGGUUGUUUAAAUAUCUGUGAUAAGAAAAAAUUCUAAAGAAAGUUAUUUUGAAGCGUAGUGUACGUAGUGCUUGUUGUUUUCAAGAUUUCUAUAAAAAUUCCAUUUCCAAAAACUAUUAUUACGUCAAACUUCCUCUAUAGUGGUUGGCUAGUAAACAUGGCCGCCUAAAAAGUGAAUCCUAGCUCAUAUGUCUUUUGUUGAUUGAAUUGACGCAAAUUAUUUUGGAAUGGAACUUCGAGUCGGUAAUAAAUACAGACUGGGACGAAAAAUUGGGUCCGGUUCUUUCGGCGACAUUUAUUUAGGCACAAACAUUUCGACGGGGGAAGAAGUGGCAAUCAAAUUAGAAUGCAUAAAAACGAGGCAUCCGCAGUUACACAUCGAAUCGAAAUUUUACAAAAUGAUGCAGGGUGGAGGUAAGUCGAAACCGCUAUUCGAUCGAGGGUUUAAUCGUAGCGUUACAGUCGGUAUUCCACAAAUUAAAUGGUGCGGCUCGGAAGGUGAUUAUAAUGUGAUGGUGAUGGAACUGUUAGGACCCUCCUUAGAAGACUUAUUCAACUUCUGUUCGAGGCGUUUCUCAUUAAAAACAGUGCUACUAUUAGCAGACCAAUUAAUUACACGUGUAGAUUUUAUUCAUUCAAGAAAUUUUAUACAUCGGGAUAUUAAACCCGACAAUUUUCUCAUGGGAUUGGGUAAAAAGGGUAAUUUAGUGUACAUAAUCGAUUUCGGACUAGCUAAGAAAUAUCGUGAUGGUAGGACACAUCAGCACAUACCGUAUCGGGAGAACAAAAAUUUAACCGGUACGGCGCGAUACGCGAGCGUAAACACACAUUUAGGUAUAGAACAGUCGAGGCGAGACGACUUGGAGUCUCUCGGCUACGUUUUAAUGUACUUCAAUAGAGGUUCGUUACCAUGGCAGGGAUUGAAGGCGGCCACGAAGCGGCAAAAGUAUGAACGAAUUUCCGAAAAGAAAAUGUCGACUCCCAUCGAAGAUCUCUGCAAGGGUUAUCCGAUUGAGUUUCCCACGUACUUGAAUUAUUGCCGACAAUUACGCUUUGGAGAGAGGCCGGACUAUGGUUAUUUAAGACAACUAUUUAGGACAUUAUUUCAUAAACAAGGUUUUACAUAUGACUAUGUAUUUGACUGGAACAUGCUUAAGUUUGGCGGGUCGCGCGCUGGCCACGUAGAGGACGCAACCCGUUCGGGUCAGAGGUACGAGUCGCACGCCGUAACGCCGGGCGAUUCCACACCUUCGGCGCCGCAGGCGAGGACGAGACGAACAAUUACCGUUUCUAACAAUGCACCCGUAAAUCCUCUCGAAGAUAUUAUUACGAGUGAUUCACCUCGCAUUUAUUUUAGUCAAGAGAGAAGAAUAUCGAUGAGAUUAAGAGCUGGUCAGGCGGCGCCUAACGCUUCAACUUCCGAUAUUAGUAAUUCCAAACAAGCCAACGCCUCCGGAGUGGCAACGGUGCCCCCAACCCAGGCAACGUGCCAGGUCGUGCCAGCUAGAAGAGGCAGCGGUUCUAAGGAUCCACCUACCCGGCUCAAAAAGUAAGAGUGUCGUCGGUGGUACCAAUUUAUAUUGUGUAUCUUAUUAGAAAUUAAAGAACAUUGUGAUGUUUCAACUGUUUUUGUACAUAAGCAUUUUCUCCUGCAAUUUAUUUAUAUAUGACUUCAAUACUGGUAGUGUUCGUCUAUAAAAUUAUGAUCCGUAUUAUACAAUUUUGGUUGUGUAAAUUACAAAAAAAAUCUGAUUAAAUACUCAGUGUGAAUAGUGAAAUUUAAACUAACUAUAAAUUUAUAGAGGAACAUAAGUACAGCAAAACUGUACGCAACUGUACUAAGGAUAUUUUAGAAAUAGCAGUGCACAUAAUACACUUUCUAUGUUAUUGAAGUGUGAUCGAGAUUGGUUAGUGCUAAGUUUAAGAAUGAUUCUUGAAAAAAUUUUUGUAUAUAUUGAGACUGAUUUGUUUGUAAUAUUGUAUUAGUGUAUAAUAUCGGCACAUCAUUAUUACUAAGAAUCGUAAAUACAUUUUCAAAAGUUACAUUUCCACGUCCAGAUUGUAGCGAGGGAGUUUGGUUUUCCUGUUUUUAAUCAUAACUUCCACUAAUUACACAAGUAACUGUAGGUGUAUAAAGUUAUUAGUAAUGUGGUAACAAUACCGAGCGGGUUAUUGAAUGAUACUGAUAAUGUGAUUAUUAUAAAGUGUACACUAUACCAAACUAUCACUAAUUAAAAUAUAGCAUUGUAACUAUUAUUUUCAUGUUCAUUUUUGUACACAUAACCUCAACUCAUCGUUCAUAGGUCAUCAGAAUGGGUCGCGCCAGAUUUUUGAUGAUCUGCAAUGCAAUACGCGAAAGGAGGUUUUUGAAUUAUUUUGGCUCAUGAACACUAACCUCCCUUUGUAGUGUUGAAAUAUUGAACAUCGAAGAAUAAUUUUGUUGCUGUUUAGCUGAGAGAUCUUUUUUAAUUGUCUAUAUAUAAUGUAUGUUAUUCUGUACCCAUUCGAUUACAAUGACUGAGUCUUUACGAUAAUAGAGUGGUGUAAUAAUAACGAUGUUGUUUGUAGUUUUAUAGAGAACUGGAUUACCCACUUAAUAUAUAAUAUAUUACGAUAUAUAACUCAUCUCCGAAUUUUUUAUAUGCAAAAAAUUUAAUAUACCUAAUCGACAUUGAAUGUUGAUUGUUAAUUUUGUAUUAAUAAAGUAACCCACGUAGGAAUAUGAGAUGACUUCCUUUCGUUUUCGUCAGGUCUGUUACGAGUUAAGUUUUUUAUGUUAGGUUAAUGGCGCAAACUUUUACUAAAGGUCCUAUGUAGUACAAAAUUGGCAUUUAUGUAGUUGGUCUAUGUGUUGCAGGUAUUAAUGAAGGCAUGCAGUCUGUAUUUCAAUACAAUAUUUAGAUUUGU
This is a messenger RNA of Photinus pyralis (common eastern firefly), 3006 nucleotides long. Its product is annotated as casein kinase I-like. The coding region runs from base 327 to 1652 and encodes 441 amino acids. Gene Ontology annotation, biological process: endocytosis; signal transduction; peptidyl-serine phosphorylation. Lineage: Eukaryota; Metazoa; Arthropoda; Insecta; Coleoptera; Lampyridae. The transcript is spliced from 7 exons. The record is from RefSeq and is a predicted model, not a curated record. Gene Ontology annotation, molecular function: ATP binding; protein serine/threonine kinase activity. Gene Ontology annotation, cellular component: nucleus; cytoplasm.